ACCCCAAAGCGGAAGCGUCCCGUGGAUCUGAUUAUCAUCAAAGCAAAACUAGCUUGCCUUACAGUUGUUCCGGUUGUUAGUGUUUCUAAACACGGAAAGACGAAGUAGUAAAGGAAAGGCAGGUGAGCCUCAUUCAACGCAAAAAUGUCGUCGGAGGAAUUCGAGAAGUUGCAGGAAAUCUACAAAUCUCUGUACGAGGAGCUGAAGCUGAUUCCAGAGGCGGUGCUGAGGUGCCACGGAGAGGAGAGGAAGAGGCUGGUGAGGACCUUCGAUGAGAGGCAGGGGGAGGCUGAGGAAGUGUUACAAGGAAUGGAAGAAGAGCUGCGUGCGGCCCCGUCCUCCUACCGAAACACAAUGAGUACAAAGCUGCGGAUGUACCAGCGGGAUCUGGCCAAGCUGCAGAGGGACAUGAAGAACUCGGCUCCGGGCUUCGGUUCUUCUUCCCAGGCAGUGGAAGGAAGUCACCAAGGCAUCUAUUCAUCACAAAACCAACAAAGUACACACGUGCAGUCCCAGAGAGCGCUGCUGCUCCAGGGCACAGACUCGCUGCACAACACCAGCCAGAGCAUCGAACGAACGCUUCGCAUCGCUGCGGAGACGGACCAGGUCGGGACAGAUAUCAUCGAGGAGCUGGGAGAGCAGAGGGAGCAGCUGGACCGCAGCAGAAACAGAUUGGUGAACACGGGAGAGAAUCUCAGUCGGAGUAGAAAGAUCCUUCGUGCCAUGUCACGGCGGCUGAUGACCAACAAGUUGCUGUUGGGUGUCAUCAUAAUCAUGGAGUUGGCCAUUCUCGGUGCUGUGAUUUAUCUGAAGUUCUUCCGAUGACGCGGGCGAGCCCAGACUCUGCACAUCUGUCCUGUAGCAAUAAUGCUCCUCUGCUGUAUCCAGCCAACCUUUCACUGAGCGGGGAUUCUGUCCCAGCUGACGCUCAUUUGACCAAACCUGCAGAAACUGACCUGCGAUUUGCACUUUUAGUUUGUUAUCGGACCGUUGUUACCGUUGACGCCCUGCAGGAUGACUUUCUGGAUUUGCCGCUACAGACCCCGAGAUGAUUCUGUCGGGAUCAUCACGUGCAGCUCCUCCGGCGUCUGUACUUGUGAAAUGUUAUAAAUUCUCAGAUUGGGGAAACUUUAUUAUUCGUUCUCUAAACAGUUGUAUUGUUACUAAGGCUGUCCUUAACUAAACAUGGUUAGUUGACUAACACUAACAGCAUUUUGUCGACUUAUAAUUAAAUAAUAAUAUUCCA
This is a messenger RNA of Cottoperca gobio, 1246 nucleotides long. RefSeq names its product vesicle transport through interaction with t-SNAREs 1B (gene vti1b). The record is from RefSeq and is a predicted model, not a curated record. The transcript is spliced from 6 exons. Gene Ontology annotation, molecular function: SNARE binding; SNAP receptor activity. NCBI's taxonomy places the organism in Eukaryota, Metazoa, Chordata, Actinopteri, Perciformes, Bovichtidae. The coding region runs from base 145 to 825 and encodes 226 amino acids. Gene Ontology annotation, cellular component: endoplasmic reticulum membrane; Golgi apparatus; ER to Golgi transport vesicle membrane. Gene Ontology annotation, biological process: regulation of protein localization to plasma membrane; vesicle fusion with Golgi apparatus; macroautophagy.